Molecule: messenger RNA, 1946 nt
Organism: Oryzias melastigma (Indian medaka)
Lineage: Eukaryota; Metazoa; Chordata; Actinopteri; Beloniformes; Adrianichthyidae
Product: signal-transducing adaptor protein 1
Exons: 13
Coding region: 302-1489 (395 amino acids)
Molecular function (GO): signaling adaptor activity
Source: RefSeq, a predicted model, not a curated record
GAAAUAAUCAUCAGAUGAAUAAAGUUUGUUUGGAAUGUUUUCUUCCUUCCAGCCACAGAUAAUCCAGGUGUUUGAGGGCUUGGCUUAACCUCGGAAUUUCCCCUCCCCUGGAGGACGUCUCUCACCUGAGCAGCAGUCUGACCCGCCCCUUUCCACACACUGACCAAUCAGCGGUCAGGAUGUCUCAGUGGGCGGGGAUUGGUUUAUUAGUUUUAGACAGGUGUCUUUCCUUGGCAGUUUUCAUGACUCUGAGGUGACGGCUGACACAGGCUUUGCUGUUUUUCAAGCUUCUGCGCUCGUCAUGAUGGCUAAACGGACCAGGCGAAUGAGGAACCAGCUGCCGCACUGCUACCAUGAGGGUUACCUGGAGAAGAGCAGGCCUGAUCAUGAGGAGACAUCCCAGAAGCUGUGGACCUGCUUGUGUGGAAACUCCCUCUUUUUCUUCAAUGAAAAGAGAGAUAACGAUUACAUAGAAAAACUGGACCUGACUGGGUUUAUCUCAGUGAAAAACAUCGGUUCAGAUCAUCUCUCGAUGCCGGCCAGGUUCAGUCUCCAUCUGAAAAGUGGAACCACCAAUUUCACAGCCUCAAACACAGAAAGUCGAGAGCUUUGGAAGGCCUUCAUUCACUCCAUUGCUCAGCUGUCGAUACCGCCGUUCCUCACCCUGCUGCCAGGUCAAAUCCACAUGCUGAACGAGGCAGUCCUGCAGGAGGAGGAGAGAUUGAAAAAUCUGCAAUCACCUUCCACCGGUCAAGACAUCAGCGGCCGUGCAGAAAUGCCAGCGUGUUACUACCCCGUCUCCCGCCUGGAGGCCUCUUUGCUGCUAGAGAGAGAAGCUAUGAGAGGAAACAUGCUGCUCAGGCCCAGCAGGGAUAGAGCGUCCUACGCCAUCACCACGAGACAAGAGCUUGACAAGGUUCUGUACAAACACUACCGUGUGACAUGCAGACCAGAAGGAGGUUUUGUCAUCGACGUGAAUAAUCCUGUCCACUGUGACUCCCUACACGAUGUGAUCACCUACUUAGUAGAGCAGACCGACGGCGUUCUGGUUCCUCUCAUCACUGAGGGUCCAUAUGAAAGAAAUUUCUCUUUUAUUGCUCCGGACGCAGAAAGUGGGGAGCGGACUGUGAAGCCUUUACCGAACCCACCGAGGGCUUUGAGGCGGGACGGUCUGACCGUGUCGUCUCAAAAGCUUGAGCCAAAUCCAACAGAAGAGGAGAUGCUGUACAUGAAUGACGAUCUGAUGCAAGAAAGCAAGCCAGAUCUCCCCGUUGCUCCUCCACGGCAUAAACCAGAGGAAACUCCAAAAAAGAUACUGAUGCCUCCAACUCCUGCUCCUCGCAGAGCCAGCUCCAUGACACUUUCUGUAUCUCCAGCUGCUGCAGACUUAAAGAUGACAACCAUUCCAGUCUGCCAAAAGCAGCUCCCUUCAGCAGCCAUAUCGGAGCUAAAGCUUAAGCUCAACCUGAGGCCAAAAGGUCAAGAGUGAAGUCCUCAGACGGUCACUGAAAUCCUGGCCGACACCCGAGUUUAUGGACCAUCCAUGCAGGAACGUGGAAAAGCUGUUUCUUUCCUUUGCAUCGGAGCUGCUCUCCUCCUCCCAUCGAUUUCCUGUCUGAGAGGCCCGUUUGAAGAUUUACAGUUCAUGGAUUUACCUCUGGAACAAUCACUGACAAACUAACUGGCUGUGGAGAUGGAUGUUGGCAGCACAUUAUCGUCACAUUACCAUUUGCACAUUUGGCGGUGAUGGAGGAGUUAUCAGUGUUGUAGUUUAAAUCAUCUGUAGAAUUCUUUUUCACCCUUAUAAGGACGGGAUUUUGUGUGUUUGGACAAAAGCACCUCCAACACCAAUCAACGGAUGAAUUUUAUCCAUUUAAACUUCCUAUUUUUUUUUAUUAUUCUUAAGUGUUAAAGUAUAUUUUUGCUUUUGUGACAUCACAUCAGAU